Dioszegia hungarica is the source of this 1122-nucleotide messenger RNA. RefSeq lists its product as uncharacterized. The transcript is spliced from 3 exons. NCBI's taxonomy places the organism in Eukaryota, Fungi, Basidiomycota, Tremellomycetes, Tremellales, Bulleribasidiaceae. The record is from RefSeq and is a predicted model, not a curated record. Bases 1 to 1122 code for a protein of 373 amino acids.
AUGUUUCACCCAGACGGCGUCUCAGCCGCCAUGGCAUGCUCGGUCACAAGUUGUCAUAGCACAGCACGAGGAGAGGUUUACGGUGACGCUGUCGAAAGGAAGCUGCUAUCGCAUAAUGGUUUUCGCCCCUGGGAGGUACCCCGUGUACUCGCCCGAUUUCGGUCUCAACCAGUCGCACUAGGCCGUCCCCCAUGCUUUCAAAGCUACAUAAGGGGAACCUCACCCGCCUUCAUCCCAAGGUUUACAUAUCAAUCCUCUCUCGUUCGCACCGAAUACUCCACAUACCGCAUCUCCCGACACAGUGCACAGUGCACACGUUCCCACUCUGAUCUUCCCUCUUCUGUGAUGAGGCCCAUGCCUACCAUAAGGUCUUCGCAGCGCAGAGCCGCUACGGAGUGCAAAGGGUCCACGCGUCGGAUAACUCGGUCCAGGGGAAAGACCGAACUUGACGGAAAGAGUGACGAAGGGCGCAAUCCAUACGAGUCACUGCGUGUGGCUGGUCUGACGAGGAACACAUUCUUCUCAGAUCUCACAAAGCAGGAGCUGGCAGACCUCUUCUUGCAACGCGUUGAGAACGGACAAGGGGAGGUAGAGGAGUAUGAUCUCACAUGCGUCGACAUAAAGUCGCUGUGGACGCGCAUCGUUACCGAGUUGGAGAGCCACACGGCUGCCAGCAACAUCACUUCACAGGACAUGCCGCCUGCUUGGAAGGCCUGGUACAAGAGUACGGAAAACAAGGAGACGAAGCUCAGGGCCGCAUACGCCAAGGCAAAGGUCAACUUCGACGAAAUCGUUCAGCAGAACAAGGUCGAUUGGGAGGAACUGGGGAGGACAAGGACCGCUGCGGGGCUUCCUGUCGGCACACCGCUCACCAAUGUGACAUCCGGCGAGGCAGUCUACAGUCGGGGCGACGAGGGUGACUACGUCAGUUUCGUACCCAACGAGUCCAGGCUGGCUGUCACUGCCAACGGCGACUUGAGACGGUGCUAUCUUGUGCGAUGGAAGAAAGGCAAAACUGGCACCACCUGGCCUGACAGUUACGAGCCGUCGUGUAGCUUCGACACGGCCAGUGUACACUUUCAGAACCAAGCGGCGAGGUACAUUGAGAGGAGUGAUGCUUGA